AUGUCAUCUGAUCGACGCUGCGCAGACGACCGUAUCUCGGUCGCCUCUGGGUUCGUGCUAUACUAUCCACUUCCUCCUGUUGCUGAUCGUCGCAAACACUCCAUAGCGGAUGACGGAGACCUUCCCUGUCGCUGUAUUCCAUAUCUCACUGUCAUUUGCGAUGAACGGGUCCUCUUCAAGAUGUCUGUUGAAUAUGCACUCUUCCUCUGGGAUUUGACACUGUUAUCGGCAAGGUCUGAGAGCGAGAAUCAGCUGCAGCUACCAUUGCAAAUUAAUUACCCUAGGUCAUCAUCGCGCGGUGAGAAUUGUGGUGUUUAA
This is a messenger RNA of Heterobasidion irregulare TC 32-1, 318 nucleotides long. RefSeq lists its product as uncharacterized. The record is from RefSeq and is a predicted model, not a curated record. The transcript is spliced from 2 exons. The coding region runs from base 1 to 318 and encodes 105 amino acids. Lineage: Eukaryota; Fungi; Basidiomycota; Agaricomycetes; Russulales; Bondarzewiaceae.